Euleptes europaea (tarantolino) is the source of this 1250-nucleotide messenger RNA. RefSeq names its product KLF transcription factor 9 (gene KLF9). Lineage: Eukaryota; Metazoa; Chordata; Lepidosauria; Squamata; Sphaerodactylidae. Gene Ontology annotation, biological process: regulation of transcription by RNA polymerase II. The transcript is spliced from 2 exons. The coding region runs from base 53 to 808 and encodes 251 amino acids. Gene Ontology annotation, molecular function: RNA polymerase II cis-regulatory region sequence-specific DNA binding; DNA-binding transcription factor activity, RNA polymerase II-specific. The record is from RefSeq and is a predicted model, not a curated record.
UGGGCUCUCCUCCCUGUCGGGGUGGGAAGGGCGGCCGAUCCCCGCCUGCAGGAUGUCGGCAGUGGCUUACAUGGACUUCGUGGCCGCCCAGUGCCUGGUGUCCAUUUCCAACCGCUCCGUGGCCCGGCAGGACGUGGCCCGCGAGGCGGAGCUGCUGAAGAUGCCCGAGGAGGAGGAGGAGGAGGAAGCGGCGGCCGGCGGGACCAAGGAGCUGAGCGACCCCAGGGACGCCUGGAAGGAUUAUUGCACUCUGGUGACCAUCGCCAAGAGCUUGUUGGACCUGAACAAGUACCGACCCCUCCCGACGCCGUCCGUCUGCAGCGACAGCGUGGAAAGCCCCGACGAGGAUGCGGGAUCGGACAGCGACGGGACCACGGAGUCCGGGUCGAGCCCUUCCCACAGCCCCGUGGAGGGGCAGGAGGCCGGCGGGCGGCCGGACCCCCUCUCCCUCCUGCACGGCGGAGGGCCUGCCAAGGGGAAACUGGCCACGGAAAAAAGACAUAAGUGCCCCUACAGUGGAUGUGGCAAAGUCUAUGGCAAAUCAUCCCAUCUUAAAGCCCAUUACAGAGUGCAUACAGGUGAACGACCGUUCCCUUGCACAUGGCCAGAUUGCCUUAAAAAGUUCUCCCGCUCUGAUGAGCUAACACGGCACUACAGAACCCACACUGGCGAGAAGCAGUUUCGAUGUCCGCUUUGUGAGAAGCGGUUCAUGAGGAGCGACCACCUGACGAAGCAUGCCCGUCGCCACACUGAGUUCCACCCUAGCAUGAUCAAGCGAUCUAAAAAGGCCAGCUCUGCCUCCUUUUGAAUGACAGACUAGAAUUGGAGGUUGGGUGGGAGGGGACAACCAUUGUUGCAAAAGGCAUAACUGAUCAGCACAAAUACGUCCACCACUGUACAGUAAUUCCCCCUACUUGCAUUUUGAAAGCACAUGUAGCUGGAAGUUUAACAUUUUGUCCCAUCCACUCUGCUAUGCUACCAACAACAGUCUUAAACCAGUGGCUGCUGGGUGGGAGCGGGGAGGGGGGCAGUGUGGGGUAUCAGCAGAAAUAAUGCAACUUUUUUUGUAGUUUAAAGAAUCAACACUGGUGUAUAUAUGUCUGACUGGGUGGUUUGACCUGUGACAACACAGUAGUGAUUCCAAGCUCUUUGUGAUUGCUGUGUCAUGGACAUGUUUUGUUGACUAAUGUAAUGCUGCUUGUAUUUAAAACAAAAACAAAAAAAGUUUAGUAAAACCACUUUCCAACUCA